AUGCCUGCACGACGAGUUUCAGGAAACUGCGAAAAGUGCCACAUGCCUUACAAUUCUGCUAGAGCAUUGAGGACCCACUAUGCAAACUCGACUUUCUGCGAGCCCAAGAAAGCAAGAACAGAAGACACUCCCUUAUCGAAUAGUCAAGAACAAUCCCAGGCAAGCAUGCAUUCACAAGACGAUACUCCAACGGCUACCACAAGUAAUCAAGGAAAUCAGUCAUUACAGCAGCAUGCUGCAGAGCAAAGAAUAGAACUGCCAUCAAUUGAGUCCUUUUCAUACUACAGUAGCUUCACUCUUGAACAAAAGGAAGGCCUUCGACAUGUAUAUGAUCUUGACACCCUCUCUUACGCCACUGAUUUUAAUGAAAGUGAAUUGCUUUCAUUGAAGCUCCGUGACAUAUUCGACAAGUAUCCAGCAUCGAGAGAAAUGAGUCGUGAAAGUAUAUACUUUACCAAUACAAUCAUUAAGAAUAUAGCAGAAGCAGGAGGUGGCACUAAAAGAGGCAUUGUGUUUCCAAAGCUGAUUCAGUUCGAUACUCUAGAGGCGCGCAUGAGAAAGAAGACUGGCGUACAAGCAUUCAUCUACAAGGUCUGUCCUCAAGGCUGCAAAGUUUAUCCCAAGAACGAUACAUCAGUCCAAGGAGUGUGCAAUCACUGUGGAACUCCCAAAAGCGAAGCACAAAAUAUGAAGGUCUUGAGCAUCGGUGAUCAGCUAGCAAGAGUCUUGAGUGACAAGUCCAAACGAGAUGAGCUCAUGUCGUAUCGACGUAACUACCAACAUGAUCCACAUUUUUACCGAGACUACUUUGACGGUCAAGAGUACAUUAACUUUCAACAAAGACGGGAAAGACAAGGCACCAACGUAGAUGAGGAACCUAUUCUGCUUGCCUUGUAUGUCGACGGCUUCAAACCCCAAAGCAACUCUUCUGCUGGCGAUACCUUAACGCUAUUCCACGUUGUAAUUUUGUCAGCCCCUCCAUACCUCAGAUACUUGGAUAACUGGACCGUUCAGACAAUGAUUGCACCCGGCAAGAAGGCUCCAGUGGAUCUUGAAAGCUACUUGGCUAUUUUUGUGGACGAAAUUCGUGAUCUUAAUGAACAUGGCAUGCUGGUUCGAGUGAAUGGUGGUGAAGUUGCCCGAGUAAGCGUUCAUUUGGCAAUGGCGACAGGCGAUCUUGUAGAAGUUUCACAUUUGAUGUUGCAUGGAGGAGUCUCCAGUCAGUUUGGCUGUAUGAAGUGCCUCAUAGACACACAAGGAGGCCAAUGCUUUACUCGCACAAUCAGAAAUUUCCAAUACAGACACUACGGCCCAACUGAUGCUCUCACAGAACAUGGAUGUGCUCUUUUGGGAACAUCGAUGUUCUCAUGA
Molecule: messenger RNA, 1371 nt
Organism: Mucor velutinosus
Lineage: Eukaryota; Fungi; Mucoromycota; Mucoromycetes; Mucorales; Mucoraceae
Exons: 4
Coding region: 1-1371 (456 amino acids)
Source: RefSeq, a predicted model, not a curated record